Messenger RNA from Chelonia mydas (Green sea turtle), 372 nucleotides. RefSeq names its product oligosaccharyltransferase complex subunit 4, non-catalytic (gene OST4). Gene Ontology annotation, cellular component: oligosaccharyltransferase complex. The coding region runs from base 103 to 216 and encodes 37 amino acids. The record is from RefSeq and is a predicted model, not a curated record. NCBI's taxonomy places the organism in Eukaryota, Metazoa, Chordata, Testudines, Cheloniidae. The transcript is spliced from 3 exons.
CCGCCGACAGCGCGGCCCCGCCCGCCCCACAAGGCACCGCGCCGCGGCCGGAAGUCGGGCAGCCGCCGGCGAGACGUGUCCGGAGGAGCCGCAGCCUCCGCGAUGAUCACCGACGUGCAGCUCGCCAUCUUCGCCAACAUGCUGGGCGUGUCGCUCUUCCUGCUCGUGGUGCUCUACCACUACGUGGCCGUCAACAACCCCAAGAAGCAGGAGUGAGGGGCCGCCCGCAGAGCCGAGCCCUGAGCGCCGCCUGCCAUGGCCAGGAGCAGAGCUGACAGCCGCGCUGGGCCCCGCAGCCUGCCCCCGCCUCACACCCUGCCCUAGCUUUGUACAGAGCAAACCCACUGGACACAAAUAAAUGGCUGGAACCUC